Fusarium musae is the source of this 1971-nucleotide messenger RNA. RefSeq lists its product as uncharacterized. The transcript is spliced from 3 exons. NCBI's taxonomy places the organism in Eukaryota, Fungi, Ascomycota, Sordariomycetes, Hypocreales, Nectriaceae. Bases 1 to 1971 code for a protein of 656 amino acids. The record is from RefSeq and is a predicted model, not a curated record. Gene Ontology annotation, cellular component: membrane; endomembrane system.
AUGGCUGAAGCUCAAGUCUUGCCUCCUCGUCAAGGCGAGCAGCAGCAAGGUGGCGGUGGUAGUGGUUUCAGCUUCAACAAACUUCUCCUCGGCGGUGCCAUCUACUUUGGCAUCAAUGCGGCCCUCAACUUGGCCUUGAAAAAGGAUCAACGAGGAGUGACAGUCACCAAUCCCGAGACUGGUGAAGCCGUCACAGUCCCUGGGAAUGUCGAGGGUAUCCCUCCUUUCCAACUUCGCCCGAAGGAACUCAACGAGGGUGCAACAUACCGCAAUAUUCCAAAGAACAUUGCGCCCAUCUGGCCUCAGGAUAGCCACGUCGAUAUCAUCGUAACGCUCUCCCAGUCGUUCAACCCAGCGCCUAUCUCGCAAGUUCCCGACGAAUAUCUCGUUUUGCAAGAGAAGGAGUUCCAUCUUAGCAAUAAGUCCGAUAAGCGAACGAUUGAGACCAAGUUCACGGUUCCUCCAGCUGUCCAGCAUAAUGGUACCCUCUGGGGCCAUUUCUACAUUGGCCUUCCUGGAAGUAAUCUCGAUCCUAAGCAGCCCGGAUAUGAUACGUCCAAAGCCUACUACUUCACUUGGCCUCUAACACAAUACCUUCCCAAGAAGAAGGUUGCGAAGACACGAAACUUGCUCGAGGAUAUCCCCAAGCAUGAGGAGGAACCGGAAGAGGAGGAACCCACUGGACCUAUUAUUGCGAACUACUAUCAUCCUAAUGCAAGCUUGUCCUUCGUCCCUGACCUGGGUGUCAAGGAUUUCGCCAUGAUGGCUCCUCAGAUGCGACAAUACUUGCGCCUUGAGGCUACUGGUGCUCGAGACGGCUCUGGUCAACACGCCUGGUACUACCCUGUUCUGUUCGUCAACACUUUUUGGCAAUUGACAAACCAGAUGACUCUCCUCAACGACACCGUCAAGGAACUUCCCCUGCGUAUCGAUCUUGGUAACCUGGCCAGCUGGCAGUUCCAGCUCAUGUCUACGCUUGAGACCAACUCCAAGGAGUCUGCUCGACAGGCAGCAUUUGGUGGCUCGCUCCCUGGUGGCGGCGACGGCACCGAGAUCGAGAUGAUCAAGGAGGUAUUCCUUGACUCUAACCCAAUCUUGCUCGGCGUCACCAUUGUAGUCAGUAUCUUGCACAUGAUUCUCGAGACUCUCGCGUUCGGGUCCGAUAUUGCCCACUACCGCAAGAAGAAGGACAACGUUGGUAUCUCAGUUCGUUCGAUCCUGGCCAAUGUUUUCAUGCAAACUGUCAUCUUCCUGUACCUCCUCGACAACUCUCAGAACACUAGCUGGAUGAUUCUAGGAUCUCAGGUCGUUGGUAUCGUCAUUGAGUUCUGGAAGAUCACCACUGUUGUCAACGUUCGCAUUCGUCCUGGUGGAGCAGGAUCUUUCCUCCCUUACACUAUCGCAUUCGAGGACAAGCAAAAGUUGACCGAGACUGAAGAGAAGACUAAGGAGUACGAUGAGAUUGCUUUCAAGUACAUGUACAUUGCUGGCAUUCCUCUGCUGAUCGCAUAUGGCAUUUACUCUCUCUAUUAUGACUCCCACAAGUCUUGGUAUUCCUACAUCAUCACUACUUUGGUGGGAUCUGUCUACGCUUACGGCUUCUUGAUGAUGGUUCCCUCACUGUACAUCAACUACCGGCUGAAGAGUGUCGCCCAUAUGCCUGCCAAGGCCAUGAUGUACAAGUUUCUCAAUACCUUCAUCGACGAUCUGUUUGCCUUUACCAUCAAGAUGCCUUUCUUGCACCGUUUGGCCACUCUUCGCGACGAUGUUAUCUUCUUCGUGUAUCUUUACCAACGAUGGGCUUACCGUAUCGAUUACAGCCGAGUCAACGAGUUUGGCCAGGGUGGAGAGGACGAGGCUAUUGACGACAAAGAGGCUAAGGAGAAGGCCAAGGACGAACUGGUCGAGGAUGUCAAGGCCGAAGCCAAGACCAGUAGCGCGGAUACUGGCAAGGCCAAGAAGCGGAAGUGA